This is a messenger RNA of Diospyros lotus (date-plum), 1716 nucleotides long. Its product is annotated as pectinesterase 4-like. NCBI's taxonomy places the organism in Eukaryota, Viridiplantae, Streptophyta, Magnoliopsida, Ericales, Ebenaceae. The coding region runs from base 1 to 1716 and encodes 571 amino acids. The record is from RefSeq and is a predicted model, not a curated record. The transcript is spliced from 2 exons. Gene Ontology annotation, molecular function: pectinesterase activity; pectinesterase inhibitor activity. Gene Ontology annotation, biological process: cell wall modification.
AUGGUGAGCAAAGCAGUAGCUUCUUUAGCAUCUAUCAUCCUCGUUGCCUGCGUCAUCGCCGGCGUCGUCUGCCUAGUCAACCGCAGCGGCGACUCCCACGACGGCGAUCAUGGUACUAACAUUUCCACGUCCUCCAAAGCCGUCGCCAGCAUCUGCUCAACCACCAGUUACAAGGACGCUUGCGUGAACAGCCUCGAAAAUGUGGGCAAGAACGAGAGCGCCACCGCCAAGGACUACAUCAUCGCCGCCAUUCAGGCCACCAUCGAAGAGGCCAAGAAGUCCAUCAAAGCCGCAGAGUCCGUCAAGACCGACGGCGGCAAGGACCCCCGCGACGCCAUGGCCGUGGAGGACUGCAAGGACUUGCUGGAAUUCGCCAUUGAGGACCUCCAAGCAGCCUUCUCCUUCGUCGGCGACAGCGACUUGCACACCAUAAACGAUCGCCUUUUCGACCUCCGAAACUGGUUGUCAGCCGUCGUUUCCUACCAGCAAACCUGCCUCGACCAGAUCGGCGAGCCCCAGUACAAGGAUCCGAUGGAGCAUGGCUUGUUAAAUGCCACUCAGCUCACCAGCAAUGCCCUCACCAUUGUUUCCCAGCUCGGCGAGAUCCUCAAAGCCUUCCACAUCGAUAUUGAAUUGCCGAAGGGCGCCGAUACCGGCCGCAGGCUCAUGGAACUGAGCGUGGUCGGGCACGAUGAUUAUCCCUCGUGGUUCCCGGCCGGCGACAGGAAGCUUCUCCAGGCGGGUCGGGCAAAACCGAACGCAGUGGUGGCUCAAGACGGGUCUGGGCAGUACAAGACGGUCGGUGGGGCGGUGAACGCAAUCCCGCGGAAGAGCAAGAACAGAUGGGUGAUCUACAUCAAGGCCGGUGUCUACAGGGAGAGCGUCAUUUUGCCCAAAGACGCCACCAACGUCUACAUGUACGGCGAUGGACCCACCAAGACCAUCAUUUCCGGUUCCAAGAACUUCGCCAUUAAUAAGAUAACAACCAUGAACACUGCCACUUUCGGUACGUAUCUGAUUAAUGGCGAGGGAUUCAUUGCCAAGGGAAUAGGGUUCCGCAACACAGCCGGUCCGCAAGGGCAUCAGGCCGUCGCAUUCCGAAGCCAGUCCGAUUUGUCGGCUUACUUCGACUGCCGGUUCGAGGGCUACCAAGACACUCUAUACUACCAGACCAAUCGUCAAUUCUACCGCAACUGCGUAGUGAGUGGCACCAUCGACUUCAUCUUCGGCCGAGGCGCCGCCGUGAUCCAGAACAGCGAGAUCAUCGUCAGGAUGCCCCUACCGAACCAGCUCAACACCGUCACCGCCGACGGCACAAAAGAAGCCUUCGCCAUCUCCGGAGUGGUUCUCCAGAACUGCAAGAUCGUGGCAGAGCCUCAGCUCUUCCCCAACAGGUUCAAGAUCAAGAGCUACCUCGGCCGGCCUUGGGACAAAUUCUCGACGACGGCAGUGAUGGAGAGCGAGGUCGGCGAUUUGAUCGAUCCGGAGGGGUGGACCAUCUGGAGCGGCUCCAACAACCACCAGACGGCGAAGUAUCUGGAGUACGGAAACCGCGGCGCGGGCUCGAACACCAACCGAAGGGCCAAAUGGACCAGAGUGAUUAAGAAGAACGAGGCUCUUAAAUACACUCCAUCCGUUUUCCUCGAAGGAGGAAAGAAGGCCGUGAAAUGGGUGCAAGGUACCGGUCUUCCGGUCACCAUGGGACUUACAUAUUGA